Molecule: messenger RNA, 3238 nt
Organism: Ornithodoros turicata
Lineage: Eukaryota; Metazoa; Arthropoda; Arachnida; Ixodida; Argasidae
Exons: 4
Coding region: 443-1876 (477 amino acids)
Source: RefSeq, a predicted model, not a curated record
UCCAGUCUAUUUCGAAACGCGUUCGGCGCGGUGUGUUAUCGCUGAAUCGUGUGCCGCCCUCAACCUCGAAAGGAAACUUUUCCGUGACGGUGACUCACCGGCGGAAGAGUGGAGACCACUGGUUCCUAGAGCGAGGCGACAAAAGGAAGGACGACGACGACGCGAAUCACCCCAUACAUCCUGUGACCACUGGGGAAGCACACUGCGAAGUGCCCGUACUCGCAGCACGCCCUGCAGGUUCAUCUAUCUGCUGGGCAAGUGUUCCCGCCAGGGGCGUAGUCAGGCCUCCACGGUAGGGGGGCUCGAUACACCCCUCCACUCCCACGCCGCUGAUACUGCGCACGCCUACACACUACUCAUCCUUGUGCAAACAGCGAGGCAGUGUUGCGGAGACUAGGUCUACAUGGAGAUGUGAUUGCCGAACAGCCAUUCCUACCACAAUAUGCUCCUUGACGAACUUAUCGGCAACAGUGUCGCUGCAAGGGUGAGACGUCCGCUCAGUAACAUGCACACCAAGCGAGCAAGGAUCAUCGAAGCUUCCAUCAUCUUCCUGGUGUGUGUCACUGCUCCAUUCGGAUGUGAUCUCCAAGCAGCGGUUCAUGAAGAAGCGUUCAAUAUGCUCGGCGAAUCUCCCUUCUUCACCUGCAAGCAACCUGAAGGUACUUCUCGUAAACCGAUCUGUUCUUGCGACCCAUCUUGCAAUCGCUACGGUGACUGUUGCAUCGACGUUGCUAAAGAUGUACCACGUGAACGUUAUGUGUGUGCGGAGCUACCAGGUCAUGGACGGUACGUUUGGGUGAAAGCAUCGUGUACAGUAGGAUCGGUUUCACAGUGGUCGAAAAAGAUGUGCGAGGGACAACCUACGGGCGAUUUCCCUAAGUUGUCGUACCAGUUCAAAAUCGACAUUCCUUCCUUUCACAAGCCGUCAAGGGUCCUAUAUCGAAAUAUUUAUUGUGUAGAGUGUAACGGGGGGCACUAUGAGGAGACGUACGGGUGGGCCGGUAACUUUGAUUGGCUCGGACUGUCGCCACGAAACGUAAGUGCCAGUAGCCAACUGCAAAAGUUUAUGUAUAACGCCAAGCGACGCGUUUAUUGGAUGAAGCACGCGGGUAUUAUCUAUAAUGCUACGUUUCAAAGUGCUGUAUUUGGGUGGAAGAAUUUUACUCAGGUGUUCAACACGACGGAGUGCUCUCCCGCUGUGGUGGAUACAUGCCCCAAAGAAAGCGACCGUGUGCUCGCUCAGAAGUGUGCACUGUACGCUGCCUAUUAUACCCCAAACAAUACGGUACGAGUGACUUACAAGAACUACUAUUGCGCCCUCUGCAAUGGAGUGUCCCUCGCAACGGUUGAGGAAGACGGCGAGCGAGCGAGAUACAUCCACGCAUUGGUUACUCCUUCUCUUGGUAAACCCACUUCAGACAUCUCCUCGUCCCAGCUCGCCCCGCGGAUACACCACACUGGAUGUGGUGAAGGUCAAAUAAGGCUGCCAGGACUGAACUCUUGUCGAGUUUUCGGCUGCAGACGGGGAACGGUGAAAGGCAUCGAAGGUUGUCGACGAACUGACGGUACCCAUAGCUGCCCCUGGCUCCUGUUUGAAGGACACGAAGCUGCCAUCCUCCCGAAUCGCACCCUGUAUUUCAACUUCAAAUUGGCAACUGUGAGUUCCGAUGACUACGAAAUAGACAGCUGGACGGGGCAUAUCCUCGUGUGUGUCCGAUAUACUGUACCUGUGCUGCCUGAUCAAACAAAAUUUACACCGAAUAACCUGUCAACGGAACCAACACUUAGUCCUAACGACGGCGACCAUCGGGUGACUGCAUCUGCAGUGAUAGUUUGUGUAGCGCUGACUCUCGUCAUCUCAGAGCUCCUCGUAUAGGGCCUAUACGGGUUUUUGUCAGGCGCUAUAUCUGGGAUGUACCCAUAUAAUGUAACGGUUGUUCCUGUACAAACACAAUCUACUAUAUUGAAUGCCUGCUCACCGGAAGCAAGACUUAGUUCAAACUGCGACGACCCGCGGUUCAGGGUGUGUCUACUUUCUCUUUCAGCUAGUGAUGUGUCGUUCGUGGACGACCCCUUCAAACUGAACUAGUCAUUCGGGUGAACUGAACGAAUUAGUUCAACAACAACCAAAACAUUAGUUCCGCAAUUUAGUUCAUUGGGCCUCGACACCCACAACGCAUACGCCGUUAGCUUUGAUACGCUUCCGAGUGUGACAUCUGCUGCGCCAUCUAACGAACGUUUUGUAAAGCUAACAAAGCGCAUGCGCGCCAGAAGGGCGGGAGACCACGGCGCACACGCUGUGGCCUUGAGUGGCUGUGACGCUGCGCUGAAGUGGACUGUGUGAAGGUGUGAAGGAACUGAACUGGAUGAACUAAAGAACUAAACGACGUCGCGAGUAGUUUUGAAGUGCUCGCAAAGCCUGCCGUUGCCUGUCAGAACUGCUGCUCGUCCACAGCGCAUGCGCUUAAGGAAAAGCGCGGGCGGUGCGGCGAGGCAAAGCCUCAAGUGGACGGUGUGAAGGAAGAGAACUGGACGAACUAAAGAACUAAACGAUGUCACCGGACGUUUUGAAGCACUCGCAGGCCCUACCGUUGCCCAUCAGAGAAGGUGCUAGUCCACAGUUAAGAAAAAGCGCGGGUGGCGCGGGGAGGGAGAGAACUGGACGAACUAAAGAACUAAACGAUGCCGCGGGUCGUUUGGAAGUACUCGCAGCGCCUGUCAGAACUGUUACGUGCACAGCGCAUGCGCUUAAGGAAAAGCGCUGGGAGGGAGACCCAGCAGAGCGGCUUUGAACGCCGUAUGGAUUGAAGUCCUGUGGGCGGCGAACGCUGAACAAGCCUAAAUAAUUUAGAACUGCUUGCGUUGAGAUCGCUGUGAGCUCCUUCACGCAGUUGUGGACUGCUAGUGGCGCCGUUAUGUUCUGACUUCUGGCUGACUGCAUGUGACUGGCACCCCCUGGAGCGGGCAGGCUAUUUUUGCGGCAAUACAUUGCAAGCUUCCCAAUUUUUCCUCCACAUCGCUAGACGUUGUACUUUUCUUCAAGCUCUCUCAUGCAUUUGAAUGAAAUGAAUUGAAACUGCAGUUACUCUAUCACACUUCUGUGUUCUCAAGUUCGCAGCAAGCAGACGUAAGUGAUCAGAAAUACACGAUUGUAACAUUGAACGACGACGGCACCUUGCAUAUUGAUCUGUGCAUUACUUUUCUCGUUACAAAUAUACGUAGAAAAUUAAAGAAAAAG